Molecule: messenger RNA, 582 nt
Organism: Kickxella alabastrina
Lineage: Eukaryota; Fungi; Kickxellomycota; Kickxellomycetes; Kickxellales; Kickxellaceae
Exons: 1
Coding region: 151-459 (102 amino acids)
Source: RefSeq, a predicted model, not a curated record
GUUAAAUUAGUUGAUCGUGAAAUUUACAAUGUAUAAUUAGCACACACACAAUUGGCCAAUUUGGUACCAUAUUACAUUUCCGUUUUGCUAUAUGCAUAAUAUACGUUUUGAGCAAAACAUGGCUUAUACUGUUGGACAUCAAAGCAUAUAAUGUCGAGCUCUUGCAAAAUUUAUUAUUCUGCGCCACUUUACUUUACGUCUAUUGUGCUAGGGCAUUUUAAAUUAUGUUUUUACAAUAGUAUAUAUUUUUUUACUGGCUCGGGGCGAAAAGUUUCCCGAGAAAUUUACAUUUUACUAGAUAUUAGCUGCAGCAGAAAAAUUAAAUCCAAAAUAGCAGUAAUUGUAAUUUUUCUAGUCAAUUUUUUUACAAUUAUUCGUAAAUUACCAAGUGGUAUCGAUAAAGUCGGGGAGGGGGGGGCAUAUAAAAACUGGAAAUAUAUUUUGUCAUCAGUGUUUUAAAAAAACCCAAGCACAGACAUAUAUAUACACAAGUGGCUGUUAUGUUUUUUUUAUAAAAAAUUAUUAGCUUUGUUUUUUUAACAUAUCCAUUUAGAACUAGCGACAUGUAUUGUCUAUUAGUAC